CAUGCGCUAAAAGCGGAGUUUUCUGGCAGCUGUUAGUACAGUGAACUGCCGAUAGUGAUGUGGAUGAAAUAACGGUGUCUAGUCCACCAGCUUUGGAUGGGAAAUGGCAAGAUAAACCCAGUUGUUUUUCGUAGAUAUUUAAAUAUUGUAAUUGAGUGCGUCGCUUCUUAAAAGCCUGUUCUAUUUCUUUGCUUUGUUUACUUUACGGGGAGAAGCAACAGCAAGCUAGCGCUAGGCUAGGAAGGCUCGCUAACGUUAGCUAGCAGCGCUCGGCGUAGUUAACGCUCAGCUGCCCACACUUGCCAUCUUUUAUAAAAAGAGGUUUGCAAUCGACUUGAGAUGAUGAGCUAAAUUGAUGCUUUGAUUCAAACCAGCGCAGAUCAAACAACUGCAGAGGGAGAUGAGUCCACUUUGGCAGCGAGACAUAACCCUGUCAGAGAGUUUGGGGAAUGACUCUCCUGUCGGUUUCGCCCCAGGGCCCCCAGCCACUGUAGCCCCACAAGGAUCCAACUCCUCCUGGAUACCAGAAGCCCCAGUGGUCACACCAGAAGAGCCAAUUUUCCUCAUGACCCACACUGCCCAAACUAUAUCAGGUUUUUUUGUUUGGACAGCUCUUCUGAUCACAUGUCACCAGAUCUACAUGCACCUACGUUACUACAGCUCUCCAAAUGAGCAGAGGCACAUAGUUAGGAUCCUCUUCAUAGUCCCCAUCUAUGCCUUCGACUCCUGGCUCAGCCUUCUUUUCUUCACCAAUGAGGAGUAUUAUGUGUACUUUGACACAGUCAGAGACUGUUACGAAGCCUUUGUCAUCUACAACUUCCUGAGUCUUUGUUAUGAGUAUCUGGGAGGAGAGAGCGCCAUCAUGGCUGAGAUCAGAGGGAAACCUAUCGAGUCAAGCUGUAUGUACGGGACCUGUUGUCUGUGGGGCAAGACGUACUCCAUUGGUUUCCUCAGGUUUUGCAAACAGGCAACUCUCCAGUUCUGUGUGGUGAAACCCCUGAUGGCAGUUAUCACCGUCAUUCUUCAGGCCUUUGGGAAAUACAGAGAUGGAGACUUUAAUGUGGCUAGUGGCUACCUGUAUGUGACCAUUAUCUACAACAUCUCCGUCAGUCUGUCACUCUACGCUCUUUUCCUCUUCUACUUUGCCACACGUGAACUGCUUGUCCCAUACAACCCUGUGCUCAAGUUCUUCAUGGUCAAGUCAGUCAUUUUUCUCUCCUUCUGGCAAGGGAUGCUGCUGGCCAUCCUGGAGAAGUGCGGUGCCAUCCCUCAGAUCAGCUCGGCUGACUUCUCUGUGGGCGAGGGAACGGUUGCUGCUGGUUACCAAAACUUCAUCAUCUGCAUUGAGAUGUUCUUUGCUGCUGUUGCUUUGCGCCAUGCCUUUACAUACAAAGUCUAUAUGGAUAAAAGACUGGACUCAUAUGGCUCAUUUCCUAUCUAUGGACAGUACGGUCGCUGUGCCCCAAUGAAGAGCAUCUCCAGCAGCCUGAAGGAGACCAUGAAUCCAGGGGACAUGGUCCAGGAUGCCAUCCAUAACUUCUCCCCAGCUUAUCAGCAGUACACCCAGCAGUCCACACUGGAGCGAAGUGGGGGGCCACCCCUCUCCCGCAGUCACAGCAACCUCAGCACCCACGGGGACAAUGAAAAAACCCUGCUGCUCAGCUCUGACGACGAAUUCUGAGACUCAAACACACACUCAGAGGCUCCGUUUACUGCUGUAGCCCAAAUGGAAUUUUUAUCAACCAUGUGAGACAAAUCAGAUCUUUUGUUGCUACCUUAACAUGGAAGAUCAGAUUGUUGAUCUGUUGAUUUGAAGAUGUUUUCUUUUUUCUUUUUUUUUGUCAACAAAAGAUCAGAUUCAUGUCAGACUUAUGAAACUAUGGUUAACAGACUGUAGGAAGGGAUUGAGUGUUUUUACAAGGAAAAAGAGGAAUUGGUACAGUAGGAAAAGAGGGAGCAUGAAGAGGAUGGAGAAGUUACAAUAUAGUUAGGGAGAAGAGAAGUCGAGAUGUUUAGACAUUAAGGUUUGACUGGUCAAGUUGUCAUUUUUGUUGAUGUCAUAGAGGCCAUCACUGACAGAAAUACCAUAUUUGUAUUCAUCCAUUGAAUAUAGAUUGGUACAGAUAACCGUGCCUGCAUAUAGCAUCCUAAUUAUGCUGCACUUUAAACACCAUAGCAAAAAAGAUAUGACAGAUAUAAGGUGUAUGUUAGAGCAAAUAAGUGCCAUCUUCAUCUGAAACACAUGGCCUUCAUCUAUUCAUUUUUAUAUUGAUUCUCAGUCCAUACUCCCUACACCCCUCUGCCUAUUCUGCCUCUUACCGAAACAUUGCCAAAUAGAGGGAGCAGUACUCUGUGCUCCAGUUAAUGAGACACACUGUCUUAAGAUUUAGAAUUGAUUUAUAGUCAAGGAAAACUAAGGAGCCUUUGAAAUGCCUGGCUUCAUUUUAAUAUAUAAGAAUUUUAAUCACAAAUUCUUUUUUUAUUUAAAUGUUGUAUGACCUUGAAGGUAUAACUCAUUUAAGAAAUAGUUUGUUGGAAAAUUAUUAUUCCAGAAAUGUUUUAAAUAUUCUGUGUUUGUUUUCAUUUUGUUGUGGGUUCACUUGAACAAGUAACUCAAAAGUGUAAUUGUAUGACUUCAGCUGUUGGCCUGACUCAGGCUCCUCCCACAAUCUUGUUGUUUGUGGCGCACUGAGGACACAGCUGUAGGAGAGAUUUUAGUGUGGGCAGGGAGACUGACGGAAGGACAACACCCACACAGAUUACAGAUUACUGAAGAAGCAACAUGUCCCUGUAGAGCCGGCCCAGCUGUGAUGUGCUGUGGAUUGUAAUCCCAUAAUUAAGGGCAUUACAUGUAGCACAGAUCAGGCCUGCCUCUGCUGGUAUUGUUUGUAAUGGCAUCACUGCUAUAGUAGUUGUGAGUGAGUAAGAAUGCUGGAAAUUACAGUCAGAUAAGGCCAUGCAAAGAUAUGUCAGUGCAAACAAGGCUUUAAAUAUGACUGGACUCACAUCUGGAAAAGGAACAUAUGGGCAUUAAAAGUUGGUAUGCAAGAUGAUACAAUGUUCAGGUACAGAAAAAAACAUAAAGGAACGGGAACAGACUACAGCAGAAGACAGUGAUGCGUGGUAGGAAAAAAGCCUCAAGUGAGUCAAAACCUGUGUUAAUUGUUCAUACUUUAUCAACUGAUGUUUAAUAUGCGUUUUAGCAGGGGCCAGUAUAGAAGUUGCUUGUGGUCGUGAUCGUAAAUGUUUGAUGGAGGAGCAGAGCAGUAUAAAAGCUGAGUAGAUGCUUUUGACAGGUGACAUUAGGCACAGUGCUGCCUCUAAAUGUGCAAUCAUCGUUAUCCUCUUCUUUUUUUUUUUCAGAUUUUACAGAUUGACUCAAGUCUGUUGACUGCAGGUAAACAAACAGUACAGUCCUUGUGAGUAAUGAAUGUAGUCAGGAUGAAAAAUUAACAGCCAAAUCGAUGUGCAUCAAUCAACUUCCUUAUGAGAAAAUCAUAUUCAGUUAGCAGAAUAAUGAAAGUGUUUGUUGAAUUGUUCAAAUGUUGGUUUCCUGCUGUGACUGCUAACCCAUAACCACCUCCUACACUAAAGAAAUUAACGCAUCACUUUGCUAUACGUCGUUCCACCGAACCUGUAGUGCUUCAGUUAAAGGCAAGGUUGAGUGAAUUUGUUCUAUUAAUGUAACAUUAACUUAGUGGUAUUGGAAAAAGUGAAAUUUACUGCCUUAUACUCUGCCCCAAUGUAACAGCAUAUCAAACUCAAGCAUCUUGAUACAAAACACUAUCAAAUGAUAGUUUUGACUGUGUGAUGUAAAAGCUGGAUGUUAAUGCUGCAUAUAUUAAACCAGGAAAUAUUAUACCAGAAAGGAAAGAAUUUUGUAAAUAGAUACUAAGCACUGCGAAACAUUCAUGAUGAUGACUGUAAUGGCAUUGCUUGGUAUAGUGCUUUAGUUUAAUAUUUUAAUUUUCAUAUAUUCUCCUGCUUUAUUUCUGUUGUAUACUUUUUAAUUUGUAUAUUGGUAAUAUUAUCUCAUGUUUUGAUGCUCUAUUGGUUUCUAUUGGUGUUAAAUAAAAAAUAAAUGCAACACAA
This is a messenger RNA of Siniperca chuatsi (mandarin fish), 4092 nucleotides long. RefSeq names its product transmembrane protein 184B-like. The transcript has 11 exons. The coding region runs from base 401 to 1681 and encodes 426 amino acids. Gene Ontology annotation, molecular function: transporter activity. Gene Ontology annotation, biological process: transport. NCBI's taxonomy places the organism in Eukaryota, Metazoa, Chordata, Actinopteri, Centrarchiformes, Sinipercidae. The record is from RefSeq and is a predicted model, not a curated record.